Capsicum annuum is the source of this 1046-nucleotide messenger RNA. Its product is annotated as ribosomal protein L11 methyltransferase. Gene Ontology annotation, biological process: peptidyl-lysine trimethylation. NCBI's taxonomy places the organism in Eukaryota, Viridiplantae, Streptophyta, Magnoliopsida, Solanales, Solanaceae. The record is from RefSeq and is a predicted model, not a curated record. Gene Ontology annotation, cellular component: mitochondrion. Gene Ontology annotation, molecular function: protein-lysine N-methyltransferase activity.
GAUAUGCUCGCAGAGGCUCUUUUAUGUUUUGGAGCUAGUUCAACUACUGUGGAGGAAGAAGAAAGCAGUAAGAGAAGUGACGAGAUAAUCAUCACUUCCAUCUUUUCUGUAUGCAAAGAUGUGAAAGAAUGCAUUUCACUUGCUGGUGAUUCCAUAGGGUUGCAAAACGUACCUAGUUUUGAAGUUUCGAUGCAUGACCACCUUGACUGGAUAAAAGCUACACAGGAAUCGUUUCAUCCUGUGGAAGUUUCUGAUGGACUCUGGGUGGUGCCUGAAUGGAUGACUCCUCCAGAUCUUCAAGCAACAAAUAUAAUUCUAAAUCCUGGAUUGGCGUUUGGAACUGGGGAGCACCCAACAACUAAGUUAUGUCUCCUCCUGCUGCGUUAUUUGAUAAGAGGAGGAGAACACUUCUUGGACUAUGGAACUGGUUCGGGCGUUUUAGCAAUUGCAGCUCUUAAGUUUGGUGCAGCUUUUUCAGUUGGUUUUGAUAUAGAUCCCCAGGCAGUCACGUCUGCUCGAUAUAAUGCUACUUUAAACAACAUUGGACAUGAGGAAUUGCUUUUAAGUCUUAUUCCUGGCAAAGGAAUUCUUCCCUCUGCAGAUUUUAGUUCAAGUAUGGACAUUGACCCAACUGCCUAUGAUGUAAAAGUUUUAAAUAAGAAGGGAAAAUAUGACAUCGUUGUGGCAAACAUACUAUUGAAUCCUCUGCUUGAGUUGGCAGAUCAGAUUGUAUCCUAUGCAAAGCCUGGUGCAACUGUUGCUCUUUCCGGGAUCAUAUCUGAGCAGAUUCCUUGCAUCCUGGAAAGGUAUUCAGAAUACCUGGAGAACAUUACAGUUUCAAAGAUGGAUGACUGGGCUUGUAUGAGUGGCUUAAAGAGAUGAACAAGCAGCAGACAAAAGAAACAGAAGUUGAUUUCUAAUGUUGUGGAACUUAAAGUUCUAAUUUAUUGAUUUGAGGGCACUAAACUUUGCACAUCAUUAACUCUCUGAGCACAAUUCAUAGCAAAUGCAAGUUAUCUGCCCUACCCCGAUCCCACUUGUGAGUA